Messenger RNA from Mizuhopecten yessoensis (Yesso scallop), 5073 nucleotides. RefSeq names its product fibronectin type III domain-containing protein 2-like. The transcript is spliced from 7 exons. Lineage: Eukaryota; Metazoa; Mollusca; Bivalvia; Pectinida; Pectinidae. The coding region runs from base 261 to 3770 and encodes 1169 amino acids. Gene Ontology annotation, molecular function: protein binding. The record is from RefSeq and is a predicted model, not a curated record.
CGGAGGACAUCUCUGUGUCAACACACUUUAUAUAAUAUAUGUUUCCAAGCCCAGCAAGCCAGUCGACAAGUGUGGGGAGGUAAGACCAGCAACGCAAUCACUAGAACAGCUGCCGUAUGAGGAAAUAGAAGCUGUUUUUCGGCAGGGACUUUCGUAGCGGGAGGGUGUGUACAGAUGAAGAAAACACACUAGUUUUCUUUUCUGUAGGAGAGCCGUGCUGAUAGCCAUUUCAGUAAUAAGGUUUUAACGCUAAAAAAACAAUGUCAUCCGAAAUGGAACGGGUGUUUUUAUGUGUAGUAUUUGUUUUAACUUGUGUGACUGCACAAUGGACGCCGCAAGAUUUCCACACAGUGGAAACCCAUCUUAUUCAAACACAAGCCAAUAUCAAACAAUUAUAUGAUACCGUUCAGAAGGAAAAGAUAAAGAUGUAUGGUUCAAAUACUCUAAAUGGAUCCAUUCCUGCCAUAGGGAUGGGCAUAGCUUACGGAACGUUUUUUAAUGACAUGUUAGUUCGGUUAUCCGACAUUGAAAACGCCACUAGAGAGUUAACCAACUACAUGCAGAAAUGUCCAGAUUCGCCAAUGGCUCCUCCGAAACCUCAGAACGUUUUGACAGAAACAACAACCGUUGAUGGGGUUUCUACUAUUACAAUCAGCUGGGAUCCGCUACGGAUCAUUCCGGAUAAUCUCCAAUACAAAGUAUACUUCCAACCUCUCGAGUUAGACGGAACAAUUGCUCCUACGGAAGUUGUUUUUCGAAUUUGUGAUGCCUCGCAGACUUCCGCUUCUAUAACAGAUUUGGCGCCUAGAUCACGGUAUAGGAUCCGUGUUGCAGCCGUGGAUGGUAUGGUUGUAGAAUCAAACAGCAUUCCGGAAAUUAUCCACACCCCUGACGUCAUUCCAUCACCACCGGUUAACUUGAGGGGUACAGCAAAAGGUCCAAACUCUAUCAGGUUAGACUGGGAUCCGCCAAUUAUCAGAGGAGAAAUUGUGCAGUACAGAGUGUUCAUUCAUGACUCAUACACAUUAAACAACCAGACGGUAGACAUCCGCCCUGCUGUCAACUUCCUCAAGAUAAAGGACUUGACAGAAGGAACUACACACGUUUUCUCAAUCUCUGCUUUUUCCGACAAUGGGGAAUCGGAUCAAUCAGACCAAUUGAUGGUAUCGACCCCAGGCUUUGUGCCAGCGGAGGUGAUCAGACCAUUUGCAAAGGCUUAUAAUACUACCACGAUUCGGGUAACCUUUAAACCGCCCAAAAAGCAAGAGGGUAAAAUCCGAGGAUACCGAGUUCAUUACACAGAUUUUCUUGCUGAGCCAGAAGAGGGUGACGUCGAGACAAAUGAUCCAUUUGCCAGAGAAAUGUGGAUACACAAUCUUCAGCCAAACAAAGAUUAUUACUUUUCAAUAACGGCGUUCACACGACGUUCAGCAAGUUUCCCAACAAGCUACGUUGCCACUAAAUCCAAGGCCGCUGUGCCCAGCCAAGUUAGAAACGUCCGCUGUCGGGUACUACGAACAGAUCCGCCAAUGAUCCAGCUCCGAUGGGAACCUCCCCUUCACAUGUAUGCCCUCAAGAAACCAGAGUACCAUAUAAUGUGGGGAGUCAAAAACGGUGUUUUCAGAAACGAAUCCAUCACUAAUAUGUCUGUAUCGUGGAAUUCGGAUUACCUCGACGACAACUUACUUCACAGAUUCGUCAUUGCUGCUAAGAACGACAAGGGAAUUGGAAACGAGGUCGAAGUACAACUGAAAACUCCUAAACGAGAAUUUGAUACACCAAAGAACAUAAAGGUUGGUCGUAUGAAGGAAGUAAACACUACAUUGUUGGCAGUGUCCUGGGAUCCAAUGCCUGUCCCGGUGAUGGGAUUCCGUGUAUUACACAGGGUGUUCCAGUGGAUUUACCAGGGAAGAUGGACAAUCACCGAAGUUCCGAAUCCAAAUGCAAGAUCCACAACAAUCCCGAUUACUGAUCCUACCCUGUCCUACAUUGUAGUAGUAAGGGCAAAGCUAAUGAAUAGAAGAGACAGAAACAGGAACAAUAGAAGAAAGAAAAAGAAUAAGGAUGUCAUGAAAUGCAAAAUAUUUUUCCACAAAGAUAAAAAUGCCGGAGCAACAAGCGUCAUUAGUGCAGGGAAUGCAGGAAUAGAUAAUCAAGGCAGUACGGGUGGUGGACCAGGAAUGGGAGGAGGCCAAGGAACAGUUGGUGGCCAGGGAAUGGUUGGUGAAGGAUCGGGCAGUCAAGGAAUGGGUAGUCAAGGAAUGGGUGGUCAGGGAAUGGGGCAACAAGGUAUGGGUGGUCAAGGAAUGGGGAGUCAGGGAAUGGGGCAACAAGGAAUGGGUGGUCAAGGAAUGGGUGGUGAACCAAGUAUUCAUGGUACGGGAUUUACUGACCAGGGACCGGGCAGUCAAGGAAUUGGUGGUCAGGGAAUGGUUGGUGAACCAGGUAUUCAUGGUCCGGGCUUUAAUGGCCAAGGACCGGGCAGUCAAGGAAUGGGUGGUCAAGGAAUGGGUGGUCAGGGAAUGGGUCAACAAGGAAUGGGUGGUCAAGGAAUGGGGAGUCAGGGAAUGGGACAACCAGGAAUGGGUGGUCAAGGAAUGGGUGGUCAGGAUAUGGGGCAACAAGGAAUGGGGGGUCAAGGAAUGGGGGGUCAGGGAAUGGGGCAACAAGGAAUGGGGAGUCAGGGAAUGGGGCAACAAGGAAUGGGGGGUCCAGAAAUGGGUGGUCAGGGAAUGGGGCAACAAGGAAUGGGGGGUCAGGGAAUGGGUGGUCAGGGAAUGGGUGGUCAGGGAAUGGGGGGUCAGGGAAUGGGGGGUCAGGGAAUGGGGCAACAAGGAAUGGAGGGUCAGGGAAUGGGUGGUCAGGGAAUGGGACAACAAAGAAUGGGUGGUCAAGGAAAUGGUGGUCAAGGAAUGGGGGGUCAAGGUCAAGAAUUUGGUAGUCAGGGAAUGGGGGGUCAAGGUCAAGGAAUGGGUGGUAACAACCAAGGAUUCAGUGGUAUUAAUCGGGAUAUGCAACCCCCAACGAGAGUACCGAAUGUAGGAGGUAGCCAGGGCCUGAGUGGCAUGGGAGGUAGCCAGGGACCUGGAGGAAACCAAGGAAUGAGUGGCAUGGGAGGUAGCCAGGGGAUUGGUGGUUUCCCAGGAAUGAGUGGCAUGGGAGCUAGCCAGGGAAUGAGUGGCAUGGGAGGUAGCCAGGGAAUGAGUGGUAACCAGGGAAUGGGAGGUAACCCGAUAGGACAAGUCAUGGGUGGUCAAGGGAGGGAAGGCCAGGGAGGAUUUGGUGGCGUAAAUCGUGAUACACCAAGUCAGAGAGGUAACCAAGGAAUGGGUAGUAUGGGAGGUUCUCGUGGAAUAAAUGGAGGAAUGAGUAUGGGAAUGAGUCCGGAUAUGGGUGGUGGCCAGGGUUUCGGACCUAACUCUGGAAUGGGUGGUCAAGGAAUUGAUGUUGGCCCGGGUAUGGGAGGAGGUUCGGGAAUGAGCGGCAUGGGUACCUUCCAUGGAGUAAAUAGCAGGAUAGGAACAAACCAAGGCAUGGGUGGCGGAAAUCCUAACAUCCCAGUACCACCAACUCCGUUACCGCCGACUUCUGGUGGAAUGGGUGGAGGAAACCAACGAUUCGGACAAAUGCCAACUAAUGGUCCAAUGGGCGGAAUGCCACAAAACAACCCAAUGGCCAGUAAUCAAGGCGGAAUGCGCAAUCCAAGACGGCAACAAAAUCACAGAAGAGCAAACCCAAGACGUUUUACGGGGAACUCCAACUUACCAUGAUGAAAAAAACAAUGGAAAACCUGUCUCUAAAGGCGAAAUAGGACUUAAACAUAGGACAUUAACAAACAUAUCGGUACUUCAACGUAUCUACUUCCCCAUGCAUGUGUUGUGAUGUGAUCCGCUCCAGAAAAACCGUCUUUCCAUCUACGGUCAUAAAACCAGGAAAUCAAAAGGAGAAUAACAAAAUCUUUCUAGCAAAAUGCAUGACGAAAAACGUGUUUCAUAAUAUCAAAACACAUACGAACAUUUAUUGAUCUGCUAUCGAAUUAAUGUGAUGAGAAAUUAGUGCUAUACAAAAGCGGUUUGUGUUACCUCUAACUCUUGGUACAGACAUGUAUACCUAAUUUGAAAUAUAAUGAUACCUCAUUUACAAAACAAAAUAGGCUUUCGAUAAAAAUAAUGAAAAUAUAAUCUAAUAUUAUAUAUGCUGCUGUGUAUGUUUCUGUUAAAAUUAUCGCAACAGUUUAUCCUAUAGCGUACCUCUCAUCGUAUAACGCGGAAUUAAAUUGCAGAAUAAACAGGUGACCGCUGAAAUACUAGGUAUAUUGUAUAUCGAAUUACAAAUAAAAUAGUAUUACAAAGAAUUAUUUAUUAUAUGACUACAUAUACAUGGGAUACAUAUCUGACAUAUUGUUUUAUGUAUCACCUCAGGUAAUAAUAUUUAUUGCGACGACAGAAUGAACAGAGCAGACAUGACGUCAUGAUGUCGUAAAGACGAAUUGAUGGCAAAUUGACAUGACUUCAAGAUGGCGACAUCGCCGAUCUGACGAUAAAACAAUUGCCUUAUUUUGCGAUCUAAAGGAUUUUGUUUUUCAAUUUCAUAUGGACUUUAUGUACCUUGCCUUGACUGCAUUUUGGUUCGAUAGCACCCCGCUGAUAUAUAUAUCUCAAGACUCGGCCCAUACAUCGUAUUUGAAUAAGAUUAUCAUGUAAUGGCUCUAUUCUGAAUACAUACUUAUUGUAUUAUAUAGCUAAGCAAUACUUUUGAUGGGAUUUUUUUACGAUCAGAAAAUAAGAUAUGCGAUGUGUAUGCGUACAUGUUGUACACCGUUACGAGAUGUUUAUAGAUAUUGUAUAAUAAGCGAUACUAAUGUAUGACAUAACUGUACUGAAAGGAUACUUUUACUUGGCAUAUGACGUUCGAACCGAUAGGUGAUAUCUUACUGUAUAAUAGUUCAUUUUCGCGAGUAAAGAAAUUCAGAAUUGAAUUAUGCUUAAUUUUCUCUAUGUUUUAAUCUUUUAGGUUAACGAGUAGUUUAGUAGCUUCUCAGUAAAAUAAAUUAACAAAACAAAACAAAGUUGA